Molecule: messenger RNA, 684 nt
Organism: Triticum turgidum subsp. durum (durum wheat)
Lineage: Eukaryota; Viridiplantae; Streptophyta; Magnoliopsida; Poales; Poaceae
Source: the annotation of a GenBank genome assembly
AUGAGACAUGCAAUCAACAACCCUCUCUCAGGCAUGCUUUACUCCAGAAAAGCACUAAAGGACACAGAUUUGAAUGAAGAACAGAUGAGGCAGAUCCAUGUCUCAGAUAAUUGUCAGCACCAGCUAAACAAGAUACUUGCCGACUUGGAUCAAGAUAACAUCAUGGAAAAAUCUAGUUGCUUGGAUUUGGAGAUGGCUGAAUUUGUGUUGCAAGAUGUGGUGGUGGCUGCUGUAAGCCAAGUACUGAUUGCCUGCCAGGGAAAAGGCAUCAGAGUCUCUUGCAACCUGCCAGAGAGAUUUAUGAAGCAACUAGUGUAUGGAGAUGGCGUUCGACUCCAGCAGAUCCUUUCCGACUUCCUAUCUAUUUCAGUGAAGUUCUCUCCUGUUGGAGGUUCUAUCGAGAUUUCAGCCAAGGCGACGAAGAACAGCAUCGGAGAGAAUCUUCACCUUAUUGACCUUGAACUUGGGAUCAAGCACCAGGGACUAGGAGUCCCGGCAGAGCUAAUGGCGCAAAUGUUUGAGGAGGACGACGCGGGGCAGUCAGAGGAGGGGUUGGGCCUCCUGGUCUCUAGAAACCUGUUGAGGCUCAUGAAUGGCGAUGUUCGUCACCUAAGGGAAGCUGGUGUGUCAGUCUUCAUCCUCACCGCCGAGCUUGCUUGCGCUCCAACGGCAACGGGGCAGUGA